Ruditapes philippinarum (Manila clam) is the source of this 1294-nucleotide messenger RNA. RefSeq lists its product as uncharacterized. The transcript has 3 exons. The record is from RefSeq and is a predicted model, not a curated record. Bases 42 to 530 code for a protein of 162 amino acids. NCBI's taxonomy places the organism in Eukaryota, Metazoa, Mollusca, Bivalvia, Venerida, Veneridae.
AUAUACUGUAAGUGUCACACGUUUCAUUAUAAUUAUUCAAGAUGAUUACUUUUACAGCAACGAUCGUUGUUUUUUCUUUACUUUAUAAUAAUGUAUAUACACAAACUGGAUCACCCCCUAGUGAUGGUUCUAACCCGCAUCAAAACCAUCCAGAGAUAAACAAAGUUCGCAAUGAGCAUUAUGAAAUCAGUGUAAUGAAAGACUUAGUCCCAACAGAUAUAUGGAGUAUAGAAGUGAAAGAUAGACCGAACACUGAUCCUGUUAAAAAUAUAUCAAUAGCCAUAGACAGGUGGACACAUAUGGCAAAAGCCCCUGGAUCUACAACUUUUGAAGGCAACGGUUAUCAAGGGUUAAAGAUCAAACAUUUCAUCAAUGGUAACUUCUUGCAUGAAUUUAACCUGGCGAUAUGCAGUAACAACCUCCCAUUGGCCAUAGUUCAUUAUACAAUGCCGGCAGACAGACAAAACCAAAGUCAACUUAAAGCGGAUUUUAAAAAAGCAGUGGACAAUAAAUGCCGAAAAUCUCCUUAGACAGUGAAAAAAACUUGAAAUUUAAAUAUGAAAUGGAAGGAUAGUGUUCUUAAAAUUUGACAAACUUUGUGAUACAAAUUCAAGAGGAACACCAGCCAGUUAUUCAGUUGAUAUUUUAAAACAUGAAGAUAUGUUUAAGAAUCCGACAUGUUUUGACAGCAAUUGUCAAAUACUGGCAAUAUUUAAUAAAAUUUAAUUUAUUAAAAUUAAUUUUCUAAAAAGUUACUGAAAUAAGUUUCUAUAUAUUUUUACAGUAAUUAUGUAUAAAAAAUUUGUCAAGCGAUGUUCAGAUAAAACAGUAUUUCAAAGUGAUUUGAAAGACCCUGGAUGAAAGGAGUUCCGUUCACUGAGGUCUAAGAAAAAAGUAAAUACAUUUUGUAAUUGAAAAAAAUAAAGACAAAAAAGACAAAAACCGAAAAACAGUACAAAUGUAGAAUGUAGAAUUUAUUACUAUGGAAAAACAGAAAAACAGUACAAAUGUAGAAUGUAGAAUUUAUUACUAUGGAAAAACAGAGUAAGCGAAUGGUCUGAAAUUUGCCUCACAUACUAUUGGUAUAACCUCACAUCAAGUGGUAUAUAACAAUAUCGACGAUAGAAUAUUUCCAGUCCCGUCAUGGAAAAAACUUAAGUCGAGAACCUUUAAUAAAAAAAAAUGAUAUAAAAACAGAAUAAUAUGUUUUAUUCACCAUAAUAUGUUUCCGUUGUUUUAAUUUUGAUUAAAUGAACAUAUCAUAAUGUCAACUGUUCAAAUAAAGUAGGAAGCU